AUGGACACUUUGAACGGCGAGGUCUCAAGGGCAAUGCGGAACCGUAGCGUCGAAAUCUUCGUUGAACAAGACUGGGCUUCCGACAUUUGUGAUUCGCUGGCGGUGCUCCGAUCUAUGGCCGAUCGGUCUUUUGAAGUCCCGACCAAGUUGAUCUACUCCCUGUCCACCCUGGAAAGUCAGCAACUGCUUCGCCUCGGCGUUCUGUUGAAGGAAAUCGGGUUUGAAGACGCUCUUCGUCAUCUGGGUGUUCCCGUCGAAGAUCUGGAACCCUACAUUGGGCCGCUCUCGGUGCCGAUUAGCGUCUCCGCUGCCAUGUCGAUCUCCGGGCUGAUGAAAUGGACCUGUGAUCAAUGGGAACUAGCCGGACAGGGUGAACCUCAUCUCUACAUGCUGUUGAUGGCCAUGGCGGGCAGCAAGAUGACGCUGGUAUCUAUGGCUUCAGAAGGUUCAUUGCUAGGCCGACAACUGUAUACCCGGCUUGCUGCUCAGCUCGAAGAUUUGAAGACGACAAACAACCCCAUCGACGGACGAUUCAACGGCGUCUUACGGAGCGAAAAUCGGAAGAUGGUCUUCGCGAUUACUCUGUUGAAAGAAUGGUGCCUCCGCCUUGUCGACUCGGAAUUCCUCCACGAAAAUUCUGCCGAAGCCCUUUCUACAACGCUUACUAAAUACGAACUGUCCAACCACGAAUUGACCUUUAAUGGGCUUCAUCAGAUCGCGCCAUUGCUACAAGCUGUGUGUCAUUACUUGAAAUCGGACAAGAUGCCGGAUGAGGAGGACGAAGAGAAGAUAGUGGCGUUCCUGCUACACUUACUGGCCUUUUCCCUGGAAGCUCGCAAGGAGCUGUCAAUGCGUUUUGGCUCAGCUCCCUUGUACAUCGCUUGGUCCGCCAUGCAGUCGGCCAAUUUCAACAUCCCCGUGGAGUUGAAACAGAACUUCUUCGCAAUGUCUUCAGUGUGGUCUCGAGAAUCGCACGAAGCAUUCGUCCGUGAAUAUCUGGUCGCCUAUGAAGCAGCGCGACCUGUUGACGGCUUUGACACGCAGGCUUCUUCCGAGGAAUUUGUGAACCAGCUCUCCACAACCGUCGCUGAAAUGGAAAUGGAAAUGCCCGAAUCCCCCUUGGCUUUCGUCGAAAAACUCCUGCAACGGACCAUCAAGAUUGCGCACUUCAUUCGAUCGAACGGUUGCCAGCAAUUUGAUGAGAUUGCCAACGAAUAUUCGGACUUGAAGUCACUGUCACAUCUGAAUUGGCGCGGUGAGGUACCGAGACGGAUCGCCAGAAUUGCCGCACUGUGCAACCAGUCUUAUUUUGGAGACACGGCGGUGGUCGAGAUUGCCAAUGUGAGCCCAUUUUUCGAAAUCAACAAUACACUAUGGGCGGCGCUGGGAUACGAUGCGACCAUGUCGGAAUUGAAGGUCCGUGAUCUGAAAACGUUCUCAUUGGAUGAACUGCGCGACAAUUUCUGGAGGCUGGCGGCUAAUUCUGGAGCGAUCCAACGUUCUAUCGGGAGCGAAUUGCAAAGUAUGCUGGACGGUUUCGAGGGAUGGACAAGUGGUGCCGAGGUCCUGGAAGUCGACUGGGCUGGCAGAUUGGCGGCCGGUCUGGCACUGAUGAAGAAGGCUUGCCCGCCCCCGGAGACAAUGGAUCCGAUCGUCUUCGACGAAGCCAGCGAGAAAUAUCUGCUCGACUCGCUGAACGUUGUGGAGGGACAGCUGGAUUGUUUGGCCCGUUUCCGGAGACUUACAACGGCGCAGUCACCAGAAUGCGACGCGAAUUCACCGCACCCAUUUAUCGGCUAUUUGUGGCGGCGAAGACAAGUACUUCGAGAUGAGAUCGAUGGACGGCGCACUUCGCAACGAUACUGCAUCUACCGCCAAAAUGCUGCCGAAUACGCGAGAAUGAUUGCCGAGCUCCAAUCGUUCAUCUUGCUGACGGCCGAGACUGCUGAGCGAGCGCGUUCAAAUGCGGAGAAGCUGCGAAACGACUAUAUUUCAAAGUCACGAGGCUUUAAAGUG
Messenger RNA from Mesorhabditis spiculigera, 2016 nucleotides. NCBI's taxonomy places the organism in Eukaryota, Metazoa, Nematoda, Chromadorea, Rhabditida, Rhabditidae. The record is from the annotation of a GenBank genome assembly.